AUGUCUACAUCUCGUAGCCAUGACGGAUCCACAAGGGGCCGUAAGCAAAGCGGCGAUGGUAACCAAAUACCCUCGCCUCCAGUCAAGCAGGUUCUGCCCUGGGAACGUAUGCGCAAGACCCAUGAAACGGGGCCUGCAACAUUUGAGUUUUGGGGUCGACCUGGCACGAGCAGUUCAACCUUGCAGGCCGUGCAGUCUCCGACGAAGAUAUCGUCACCUCUGCAUGGACAGGGCUUGGAGACUCCCUCGUCAGAUAAAGUGACUAUUGUGUCACCUCCUGUGGCUGAUCAAAUGGUCGACUUGCCGGGCGAGCAAGAAAGCGAUGAUUUCCCCAUGGCCAUGGAACUGGAUGAUUUUUCGGUGCCGCCGCCUGCAGAAGUCACUCUCCCUCGAUACGAGAGUAACAUGAGCGUGCAGGAUUAUGCCGACCGCUGCCUUCCUGCUCUACUCCAGGCAAUGAACCUGCCAGCUGCGUCCGUACAGCAGUCUUCUUCAAUGGCGAGAAAGCUAGCAGAGCUGGUGCAACUAGCACUGUCUCCAACCUCUGGUGCGACAUCCGAGCCUGCCGGCCACGGUACGAAAGGAGAUCCCAUUGACGUGGAGUCGCAUGUUCCCGACACUGCCAAAGCGGAGAGAGAAGCUGUAGAGGAUUCCCAGGAAGCCAUGGAAAUGGCCAAAAGUGCAGCGAGCUCACCAACUGCAGCUGCUAUCUCUCAAAUCCAGAGGUUAGUUGGUGGGUGCACUGACUCCAUCAAAUUGAAGGUGUACCCGGAGCAAUAUCAGUUUACCACAAUCUCAGAGGACAGCUUCAUCGCCCCUGAAACCGCAGUGUACAUGAGGCACGUUCGGCGCCUGGCAAGUGGCCGUCAACUGUGCGACUCGAUCCUCCAUGCCAUCUCUCGUAUGAAGGCUCCGUUUCGCAACGUAUUUACCGACACGCUUGGGUGGACAGUGUACGACAACCGGGUGCUGUUUCCGAUGAGCUCCAGCGAAUAUUUCCGACAUCAGCCGCUGAACAAAGACGGUUCAUCUGAUGCAGAGCAGUAUCUCAUGUUCCUGUUCGAUCCUACUGUCACGCUGUUGAUCUGGAUCCUUGGCUACAGAAACCACUGGGUUACCUGCACUGCCACACCAGACGGCCGCGUCUUGAUUUACGAUUCUGCGGGAUACAAACCUGACGUCGCUGAGAGGCGGGCCUUGCAUCAGAUCACAGCCAUGACUUCUAGUCCGCACAUCCAGGAACAGUGGCAGAACCAUCAAUGGACGGUACAGUUUGGACCUUGUCCAACACAGCGAAACGGCAGCGACUGCGGUAUUUUCGCCCUUGAAUGCGCCCUCGAGUUGUUUCACCAUGGAAGAAUCACCACCACAGGCGCCACGCGAGACUGCGAAGCAAUCCGGAUGAGUUACAUUCAACUGGUUCAAGAUGGCGUGCAGGCCGCAAUCGACCAGGACUUGUUUGCUCCAAACCUGGCCAGUGUUGGCCAAGACAACGGCGCCUUCGAUGAUAGCUCCGACGAGUAUCAAGGCUCCUCCGACGGCGACGACAACGACUGUGACUUCAUGGAUGUCGAUGAUGUCGGCGACGACUCUAAUUCCAAUGAAUUCGAUAGUGUCGGCGACUGCGACGUGAAGUCUACUGUACGACCCAUCGAUUGGAUGGCCAAACUGCCCAUAGCUACUGAAUUGGAUGUGGAACAAGCCAAACGGCAAAAAACGUUGUGGACGACCAAGUAUGGACCCUCUAGAUCUCAGACUACAUGCAUCUGGAAUCAGCCUAGACGAACAAUAAAUCAGGUGGUUAUCUCCUACUUGCUCACAUGCCCUAACGGAAGGGCCCCUUACAGUAAAAUCAGGGAAGUACUGGAAAACACGAUAGACACCCGUAGGAGAUUAUCAGAAACGAAAGGUAGCGGCUUUAAAUCCGUCUUUUUAUCUGGAAUCAAGUGGACAGAGUUGACAGGGAAAUACCACAGGAGUUCUGCUGAGCCAAUACCGUUAAUGAUUGUAAGCGCGAAAGGUGAGCAACAACCAUUACAAAGGACUUUGGUAAUUGUACAGAUAAGGGCCAGUUCCAAUCCUGAUCAUGAAAAGGCCAUGCAUUUACUGGAGCGGGGGCGUCAACUUCUCGAGGCCUUCAACGACCGCGUCCCAAUUCCUACGGGUGUAACUUCACAUCCUUACACGGCAGCUGACCUCGACAAUUUCUACCCUCGCGAGCACGGCCAUAUAAUCCAUCACAUGUGGGGUAUUUCAAGCAACGACUUCCUACUUGUGGAGCAACACAAAGCUUUACAUUCACGUGUCAUGGAUCAUUUCCACCAACUCGGGAUACCACUUCACGUCAUAGUUGUGGGUACGGGUGCAGAUGGGCUCAGUACUAACAACCAGUCAUGGAAGAAACUAUCAGAGCGCUGGCCAGGAUUCUCAAUCGAUGUCUGUUUAUUGAUUCCAAGGCCCUCUGCGGUCUUGGAUUACCUACCAGCCCUCGCAUCUUGCGCGGAUUCUUCUCUAGCAACAAUCUAUGCAAGUAUUCAAAGCCUGUGUACAGCUUUCGAAGCUAUACCAAAACGUCAGGUCGAUGACGGUCCAGACAUGUUCCUUGCAGACCGCAGCGCUGCAAGAGACCUCUCGCUUGCUGAAGCUCUUGUACGUCUAUUCCAGUUGGUGUACGAUUAUAAAGAAGAAUCCAAGGCAUGGAUCAGGGGCGGAUAUGUUGAGCUUGCUGGUGAUCGACCAGCGGCUGGGUUGUACCAAGAGCUUGGUUUGCAUCUCCAACGGAACUCCUUUCGGUUGGGUGCGCAAAAGAAGGCUCCUCGGGCUCGUCGGACUAAGCAGCCUCCUCCUCUUCCUCGUCCACUAACGAAGAAACAACAUCAAAAUGAGCUAGCACGUAUUAGGAAAGCUAGAAAGAACGAAAAUAACCCGCUCUUCAAACAGCGAGGUCCACGAGUCUAG
Messenger RNA from Dothidotthia symphoricarpi CBS 119687, 2958 nucleotides. RefSeq lists its product as uncharacterized. Gene Ontology annotation, biological process: proteolysis. The transcript has a single exon. Gene Ontology annotation, molecular function: cysteine-type peptidase activity. Bases 1 to 2958 code for a protein of 985 amino acids. Lineage: Eukaryota; Fungi; Ascomycota; Dothideomycetes; Pleosporales; Dothidotthiaceae. The record is from RefSeq and is a predicted model, not a curated record.